Molecule: messenger RNA, 1569 nt
Organism: Alternaria ethzedia
Lineage: Eukaryota; Fungi; Ascomycota; Dothideomycetes; Pleosporales; Pleosporaceae
Exons: 2
Coding region: 1-1569 (522 amino acids)
Biological process (GO): mRNA cis splicing, via spliceosome; regulation of alternative mRNA splicing, via spliceosome
Cellular component (GO): catalytic step 2 spliceosome; U2 snRNP; U2-type prespliceosome
Molecular function (GO): RNA binding
Source: RefSeq, a predicted model, not a curated record
AUGGCGAACCCCAACGGCAAUGGCGUCGCCUCGGGAUCUGUCGAGCUCGACGUGAAGCCGCCGUCGAACCUGGUCAUCCCCCCGCCCAACGUGCGCGAAACGAUUGCGAAGACGGCCGACUUCGUUGCCCGCCGAGGCGAAUCACACUUCAACGGACUGAAGCAGCGUGUCACUACCGAUCCUUCGGCCGCGAACAACCGCAACUUCGUCUUCGUCAUGGAAGAGGAUCCCUACAACGCCUACUUCCUGUGGUAUCUCCAGCAACUGAAGGAGGGUCACGGACGGUCAGUUGGAAGUGCCAAGCAAGUCGUUGACAACAAGCCCAAGGGCCCCCCAGAACCGCCCAGGUUCCGCUUCUCUGCGCGCAUGCCAAACAUCAGCGCAAAGGACUUGGAGGUGCUGAAGCUCACAGCUCUAUACACGGCCCGCGUGGGUGAGAACUGGCUGAAGGAUCUGCGCAACCGUGAGUCUGGCAACUUCCAGUUUGACUUUCUCCGACCAAACCACAGCUUCUUCCAGUUCUUCCGAUCGCUUGUUGAGCAGUACAAGAUCCUACUUGAGGAAGAGGCGACAGUCGAGGCGCGUAUCCAGGAGCUACAACAGAACAUCAAGAACCGGUUCCAUGUGCUAGAUCGUGCCAAGGGACGUGCGGAGUACGUCAAGUACGUGACCGCCCAAAAAGAGAAAGAGGAAAAGAAGGUCGAGGCUGAGAAGCAAGAGUAUGCGACUGUGGACUGGCACGACUUCACUGUCAUUGCGACUGUGCUCUUUGACGAGGCUGACGAUGCAGCGGACCUGCCUCCACCAGCACAACUGAACGAUUUGCAGUCGCAGUCGCUCGAGCAAAAGGCAGCCGUCUCACUUUCUACAAGGCGUCUCGAGGAGGCCAUGCCCGACGAGAUGACUUACUACAACGUCACACAGCAGCAGGUACCCCCAUCUCAGAUGCCGCCAAACUACGCUCCCGCAGCGCCGCCCGUGCAGCCACCGUAUGGUGUGCCGUCAUACGCGCCUCCGCCUAUGCCUGACUACCGAACGCCGGCACAGAUAUCGCGCGAAGAAGAGCAAGCUCGGCUGGCAAGAGAGCGCCAAGCGGAGAGCGAGCAGCGCGCACGCGCUCAGGCUGCUGCCAGAGGAGCACCUGGUCGCAUUGUCACAGACUACGUUCCCCGUGCUGCCGCAAAGAAGGCAAACGUUCAAAUGGCCGUGUGCCCUAACUGCAAGCAGCAAGUUCCCGCGAACGAGAUGGAUGAGCACAUCAGAAUCGAACUGCUUGAUCCGCGCUGGAAAGAACAGCGCGACAAGGCCGAAGCCCGAUACUCUACAACCAUCAACACCGCCGACGUCGCGAACAACCUCAAACGCUUUGCUAGUCAACGUGAGGAUAUCUACGAUGGAGCUACUGGAUUGCCGAUAUCUGCAGAGGAAGAAGCUCGGAGGAAGAAGGCUGCACUGUCGUACGAUGGUCAGCUUGAUCCUGCCAAAAAUACUGCUCGUGUAGAGCAGAUGCGGGACGUGAACGUCCAGGAGCAACUCCGCAAGAUCCAAGAGAAGCACCGCCAAAAGUAG